Molecule: messenger RNA, 1817 nt
Organism: Lates calcarifer (barramundi perch)
Lineage: Eukaryota; Metazoa; Chordata; Actinopteri; Centropomidae
Gene: sox17
Product: SRY-box transcription factor 17
Exons: 2
Coding region: 256-1458 (400 amino acids)
Biological process (GO): vasculogenesis; heart development; positive regulation of transcription by RNA polymerase II
Molecular function (GO): RNA polymerase II cis-regulatory region sequence-specific DNA binding; DNA-binding transcription activator activity, RNA polymerase II-specific
Source: RefSeq, a predicted model, not a curated record
CACCAGCCUUCACAUUGAGCGCUGAGUAGUCGGUAGCAGUUCGGUCUGCGCAGCUCCCUGGAUGUGGCCAAUGGAUGCGAUUAAUUGUUUUUCACUUCAGCCUGAAAGCCAGAAAUACUUGAGCUUGCCUUGAUAAGUUUUUUAUUUUAUUUUAAAUCAAUCAGUUAGUGUUUUCAGUACAGUUCAGUUGUCGCCUCAGUGAGCUGUCCGGUGGCUCUUCCUCCAACUCCCCCCCCCACCCCCAGCUGGACAGAGAUGAGCAGUCCCGAUGCGGGUUACGCCAGCGACGAUCAGACCCAGGCAAGGUGUACGAUGUCAGUCAUGAUGCCUGGAAUGGGACACUGCCAGUGGGCCGACCCUCUCAGUCCUCUCGGGGACGCCAAAGUGAAGAACGAGCCGUGCGCGUCCGGCUCCGGUGGACAGAAUCGCGGGAAGAACGAACCGCGGAUCCGACGGCCCAUGAACGCGUUCAUGGUCUGGGCGAAGGAUGAGCGCAAGAGACUGGCGCAGCAAAACCCCGACCUGCAUAACGCCGAGCUGAGCAAAAUGCUGGGGAAAUCAUGGAAAGCCCUUCCUGUCACAGAAAAGCAGCCCUUUGUGGAGGAGGCCGAGCGGCUGCGGGUUCAGCACAUGCAGGAUCACCCCAACUACAAGUACAGGCCCCGGCGGCGGAAGCAGGUGAAGAGGAUUAAGAGGCUGGACUCUGGCUUUCUGGUCCACGGCGUGUCUGAUCACCAGGCCCAGUCCAUGCCGGGAGACGGCAGGGUGUGCGUGGAGGGCCUGGGCCUGGGCUACCACGAGCACGGCUUCCAGCUUCCUCCACAGCCGCUGAGUCACUACCGGGAUGCUCAGGCUCUUGGGGGCCCCUCUUAUGAGACCUACAGUCUCCCCACACCUGACACGUCUCCUCUGGACGCAGUGGAGUCAGACUCCAUGUUCUUCCCUCCACACUCACAAGAGGACUGCCACAUGAUGCCUGCGUACGCGUACCACCCCCAGGCGGCAGAGUACCAGCCCCAGGACCCCCACUCCAACCACCACAGCAACCCCAUCCUGCACCGACACACUGCCUCUGCUCCAGAGCAGCCCCCCCAGCCCGCUGCCCUCCCCCCUUCCUACAUGGGAUGCCCUAACCCCUUGGCCAUGUAUUACACCCAGCACUGCAGUCCAGGCCACCCGAAACGACACCCGGGAGGGGCGGGACAGCUCUCCCCGCCUCCUGACUCUCACCCUCACUCCGCAGACAGCAUGGAGCAGAUGCACCACUCUGAGCUGUUGGCCGAGGUGGACCGCAGUGAGUUUGAGCAGUAUUUGAGUUCCUCUUCUGCGCGUGCGGACAUGACAGGCUUGCCCUACGGGCCACACGAGGCUGGCAUGCAAGGACCUGAAAGCCUCAUAUCAUCGGUGCUGUCAGACGCCAGCACAGCUGUGUAUUACUGUAGCUACAACAACUCCUAACCUCCUGCCUGGCCCGUUACCCCGCUGCAAGGACACAUGAUCUGACCUCAAAUCUCUGUAGCUAAAUUUGAACAAAAAUGUUUUUAUUUUUUUAAUAUUUUUUUUUCACUACUGACAGAGAAAGCCCAUGAGAUUAUAAAAUGCAGCUUUGUAGAAGACGUUGUACUGUAUCUGUGUAAGAACAGUUAAAAUAAAGCCAUAGAAUAUUUUAACACUGGUUUUAACUUUCUCUCUUGCAGGGAUAUGAAUUCAUUUUGUGAUAAUAAAUAUUGUACAGUCACUAUUUUAAAGUUUAUGUAUAUACUGAAGGUGUUUUUAUACUUUUUGCACUUUUGAAAAAUAAAUUUUUUGCAAAUAGA